AUGUUUGAUUCAACAUUCGAUUACGAUUUUACAAAUAAUAAUAAUAAUAAUAAUUCAAAUAUAAUGAAUUCAUCAUCAUUAUUAGAUUCAUCAUCAAUAUUAACAACAUUAAGUCUAACUAAUUAUAAUCGUUCAUUAGCAUUAAAAUGGAUUGUAAGAAUUAUUGGCGGAUUACUUAUAGCAAUUGGAACUAUUGGAAAUACAUUAAGUGCCUUAACACUUUCACGUAAAAAACUUCGUAUACAAGUAACAAGUAUAUAUUUGAUUGCAUUAGCACUAUCAGAUCUUGGCAAUAUUUUCUUUAGUGUACUCAAUUUUUAUCUUGUUCGUAUUAGUGAACAAAAUAAUAUGCGUUUAUAUCAUAAUAUUGCAUGUAAAUUACAUAUUUUUUUUACCUACUAUUUUAUCAAUUUAUCUCCAACAUUACUCGUGGCUGUUAGUGUUCAACGAUAUUUAGCCAUUGCCAAACAUCAUUAUUCUAAACGUCAUUGUACAGUGAAAAAUGCUUAUAUAAUUAUAACAUUAAUUGCUAUUAUUUCAUUUUGUAUACAAUUACAUUGGGGUAUAUUUUAUGAAUUAAAAAGUGUACCACGAAUAAAUAAACAAAAUAUUACCUAUAUAAAAACUGUAUGUAAUAUUAGUUCACAAUAUCCAACAUAUCUUUGGUUUCGUUCAAAUAUAGUUGGUUAUUUACAAUGGUUUUUCUUUACACUUUGCCCAUUUGUUAUUAUGUUAAUUCUUAAUUCUUUAAUUUUAAAAGUUAUUGCAUCAGCUAAACGUGUUCAACAACGAAUAAAUAAUAAAAAUCAACGGAAAAAAACCAAACAGCGUAAUAUGACAAUUAUGUUAUUAUCUGUUUCGUGUGUUUUUAUUUUAUUAACAGCACCCGCCUCAACAUUUAUGGCCUUUUCUCAUUUAUUUCAUGCACAUAGUGAAAAAUUUGACUCAUUAUGGAUUAUGUUUUCAUUAAUUUAUUAUACAAAUACAGCUGCUAACUUUUUACUCUAUUUUUUAACGGCCGAUGUUUUUCGACAAGAAUUACGAGUGAUGUUUUUUUCAUUAUCAUGUUGUAUAAAAUUAUUUGGAACACGAACAAAAAAUAGUACAACAACGAUUGUUACUGCUUUAAAUAAUGACAAAAAUCUAAUUUCAAAAAAAAAUGGAACUAUCGUAGUCGAUGAUCAUAAGAAUAUAACAAAGACAGUGAAUAGUCAAUUGCUUGUUGUACAUAAUAAUAUUUAUCAUAAUGAGGAUACACAACUUUGA
Molecule: messenger RNA, 1266 nt
Organism: Didymodactylos carnosus
Lineage: Eukaryota; Metazoa; Rotifera; Eurotatoria; Philodinida; Philodinidae
Source: the annotation of a GenBank genome assembly